Gorilla gorilla gorilla (western lowland gorilla) is the source of this 931-nucleotide messenger RNA. RefSeq lists its product as uncharacterized. Lineage: Eukaryota; Metazoa; Chordata; Mammalia; Primates; Hominidae. The record is from RefSeq and is a predicted model, not a curated record. The transcript has 2 exons. Bases 122 to 667 code for a protein of 181 amino acids.
CUGCAAGGCCCGCUCCAGGUGCGCCACCUUUGACUGGCAUGCUGAAAGGACAAAGGGACGGAGGCAUUUUACCGGAGAGGACAUCCAUGGGGCCCAGCAGGUCAAAUUCCUUUCUCUAAGUAUGGGAGACAUUUUAAAAAAUAAUGGAGUCCUCCAGGGCCGGCUGCGUGCUGUGGCCUGUGCUCCUGACCGCUUUGGACCCAGGCUGCCCUGUCUCCACCACGACCAGGGACUCACAGAGCUCGCCUGGGGGACCUGGCCCCACAGUCACCCCGUCCAUCAUCAGCCUGAAAUGCCAUCAGCCUGUGAAUGCUGCUCCAUCGUCUGCAUGGCAGCGAAGGAGGUCUCUGCUCCUAAAGCACCUGGGAGCCCUUGGAUGGUGCCAGGUGAUGUGGCGAUGAGUGGGCACCGCGUGGGGGCCUUGGACGAGCGUGGACACCCCAAUCCCCAGACUGGCCAUUGCCGUGGAGGCAGCGUGAGGGUGACAUGGAGCUCGGUGUCGUGCUGCAGAGGACGCCUCGCGGCUGUACGUGUCAUGAUAGCCAGGGACCCCUCCACAUGUCACUUAGCCAAAGGAUGCAGCCCGGCCUGGGGCUUUCUACCCCAGGCCCGAGGACCUGCAGGGACAAGGCCCCCUCAGCACAGAUGCAGCUCUCAUGAGGCCUGAAACCAAGCUGGACUUGCAGAACCGCGCACGCUCCCUUUCUGAAAGAAACACCCGUUACCGGGUCCAGACUCAAUGCGGGCGUAAGAAAGCGGGAGGGGUCCCCCACAGCAAGAGAGAGACCCUCCCAGUCACUUGGUCAUCUGAGCCUUGAGUGUGUCCGGCCCCAGCCACCAGCCUGUCCCCACUAUCCCUCUUGUCAGCGCGGCUGAAAGGAGCUGCCUGGGCACCUGAGGUGGCUGAGGCUCAUCUUUGAGGAGCAUGGAA